ACUUUAGUUUUCAUCGAUCGCGCGGCGACGGCGCUCUCACCCGGCGACCUCAACCAUUACGCAACCGUUGCUUGUUUCCUAGUGUUAAUGUGUACUCGGUGCUCUCCUCGACGACAUGUAAUCUUGUUGCCGAAAACAAACCUAAGUGGAGUUCGUAAAGGUCGAGCAGUUACGUGAGGAUGAUAUAACCAACUCGCAGUGUUAACCGAGUGAUAAUAUGUUGACUGUGUGUUUAACGAUUUUCGCGGCUGCCUCAAUACUAAAGUUGUGAAACGCUCAUCGUAACGCCUUAACUUCACCACUUUUGAGAUGAAAAGGGAAAAUACAAUAAAAUUCUUUUCGCAAAUCGGCUGGGUGAGCGAUGAAGGGGUGGUUUGACGCUUUCCGCGAGGAAGGCGGUCCGACUCUGUAUGCUUACCAUAACCGCACCGCAGUCGCAGCAGACGUCCCAGCCUUGGCGCUUAUCGUUGGCGCGGUGACUCUCUACAUAGCGUUUCUGGCUAUUUUUCCAGGUGUCAGGAAGGAGAGAUUUUCAACAUUCGUGAUAGUCACACUGAGUUUGUUCGUCGGCACAGUUAUACUUGUAUGUAAACACGGAUCUUCGUGGCACGUGGCCGGUACGCGCAUCGCGCGAGCAGCCUACCGCGCGUUUUCCGCGGAGCGCAUCGACUGUUGGCUGGCCAUACACGUGGGUUUGGGACAUGUCAACGUCACCCUCUCAGCCCUUCCGUGGGACAAUCUGACUAAAGGGGACCCCGGCGUAGACUACAACGAACAGUUUCAAUGGGAAGAAGCCGGUGCUAUACAGGAGUGGUACCGAGCUGGCUUAUUUCGUGGUCUUCCAUACCCCUUGCUCUCGGUGGCUGAACAUUUUGCCGUGGAGCACGAAGGGUUCGAAUGGGGGGCGAAGUACCGGGCGGCGGGCUACACAACCACAACGCUCCUUUGGACGGCAUUUGCGUUAUGGCUGGUGAUGAACCUCCUCCUUGUGGUUGUGCCACGAUAUGGGGCUUAUGCUAUGACCGUUCUCGGAGUGACCCUUUGUGCUGCUUCAGGCGGCUACUGGGCGUCAUUACCCCAAGAUCCUCUAGUUGUGAGGUUGGAUGGUGCCAUGCUAUUAUUUUCUAUGGGAUGGUGCUUUUGGCUAGUCCUUAUGGCAGGAUGCAUUUGUCUAGUUGUAGGAUUAUUCAUAUCUGCAUUGGAUCUGGCUUGGCCGCACAGAUUUUCUACGAUAUUAGAAGUUGACUACGACACUCCUUAUGAUCGUCAUGUUCUCAUUGUGGAUAGCCGCCAGAGGGCACGACCUCAAGCCCAAGCUUCGUUACCUAGUAGAAUAUUAAGGAGGCUAUCCUCAAAGACCCGCGACACAGAGCGACAGGUAUCGAUGUCCAUAGUGAACGAGAGUCGAGAGCGAGGCAGAGACAACCCCGCCUUCCAUCACGAGAUACGGAAACCUAACUCUCCCUGGAGGUAUCCUCUCUUCAGACGGCAAAUUGACCGUGUGGAUUCAGCUUCAAGCAUAGGUUCUAGCAUAAACGGUAAUAAUUCUGGGAUCAAAAUGUCACCUUUAGCAACACAAGCAAUUCCAACUCACAGAUAUAGACCACAGAUACCAGCAGCAGAACGUGUUAAGGACAUGUGGUGAUGGCGGAUUCAUAGGUUAACCGUCAGUCAGAGUUGAGAUUUAGCGCAGUUUUUAACAUAAAUUUGUAAAUAUGUACAUUUCAUAAGAAUUAGUUAAUGGACUGGACAUGUUUAACCAGUGUCUUUAUUAUUUUAUCAUUAUAAUUGGAUUCGGGUGGCAAAAGCGCCUAACGCAUAUUGGGAAAAUUACUGAGCAAGUGUUUAUUUAUUAUUGCAUAUCUUGGUAUUCCUAUAAAUAAGUUAUUACGACACAAGUGAAUACUUUGUGCCAUGUUAAAGACUAUAUUUCUAUUACAUUUCAUACACUGUGGCUUUCUAGUCGUUUUUGAAACGGAAUAAAAUUGUUCAAAAUUAAUUUUAGUUUCAAUAAAUGUAAGUCGGAUUUUCUUUUCUGCACUUUUUGAUACUUGGAUCGUAGAAAUAAUCGUAUCCAUCUUAAACGGAUCUCCUUAGGAUUACAGAUAGGGAGCUUAAAUGCAUUUUUAUUAAUUGUAAAAUUAAUUGAAAUUGCUCGUAAUAAUAGUAUGAAAGGUCGAAUAGUCGAACUAAACAAAUUUUGUCAAAAAAAUUACAAUUUUUAUAAAAAAUAAAAUUUGUGAAAAAUCUAUCGUAAUUCUAAUUCUUCUUCAAAGAGAAGGCAAAAUGUUCAUUUCCAAAACGAUUAUUAUGGCUCGGUGUAUUCGUAUGAUAGCUGUAUUUGAUUAUUAAUUUAACGAAAUAUUUCAGCAGGCUUCAUAAAUUUAUAAUAAUCAUUUUAACCACAAAUGUUAUCUAUACUGCGAUACGUAUAAUACUUGUUUUAAGAGAAAAUAUGUGAAUCUAAACUUGUACAAUAACAACUCUUAACAUAAGGAUAGUUUUAAUUAAGCCUUAAAAGUCAUUUAUUGUAAGCAUGACGUAGAUAUAAGUUAUUUAUUCUCGAACAGUUAUGUACCCACAGAAUUAUAAAGUGUCUUGUACAAGAUUUCAAAGCCUCGAUAUUAAUGUGCUAAAAUAAAAUAGGUUUUAUUUAGGAAAGGCAAGAAACUGUGAUCAAAAACUUUAUUUAUUGUGACAUAAAAAUACAUCUCUGCAACGCAA
Pieris rapae (cabbage white) is the source of this 2724-nucleotide messenger RNA. RefSeq names its product dual oxidase maturation factor 2 (gene mol). Gene Ontology annotation, cellular component: endoplasmic reticulum membrane. The coding region runs from base 362 to 1645 and encodes 427 amino acids. The transcript is spliced from 11 exons. NCBI's taxonomy places the organism in Eukaryota, Metazoa, Arthropoda, Insecta, Lepidoptera, Pieridae. Gene Ontology annotation, biological process: protein transport. The record is from RefSeq and is a predicted model, not a curated record.